AUGUCAGGCUGGUUCACUCUCUUCACCAAUUGUCGCUACAUCCUCAAUGGCGAGCUUGUCGAGGACCAUCUCGUUAUCUCAGAUGAGACCGGACUUAUCCUGAAAAGAGAAGGCUACAUUGGGGGCGAGGCCAUCGACUUGGAAGACACUAUCAUAGCUCCAGGCUUCUUGGAAUUGCACACCAAUGGGGCAAAUGGCUUCCAUUUCACACACUAUGAGGACGAAAAGACAUAUGCGACCAAGAUCGAUGAUAUUGCGAGGUACUACGCGACUCAGGGUGUCACGGGGUUCUGGGCAACCCUACCAACUAUAAAGAGUAAUGAAUUCCAAAAGAUUCUUCCCUCUCUGAAGCCACGGCAGAUUUCCUAUUCAGCAUCUCUGCUCGGAGCUCAUACCGAAGGGCCAUAUCUACAUCCAGAUAAGAAGGGCGCGCACAACAGCUCCCUCUUUCACCUAUGCUCAACCUCCCCUUCGACUGUGUACGGAUCCACUAAUCUGCAAUCUACUGUCAAGCUUGUGACCGUCGCACCAGAACUCCAAGAUUCAGCUGCACUUAUCAAAUCGCUUACGUCGCAGGGCAUCAAAGUAGCAAUGGGCCAUUCUACUGCCACGUAUGAACAAGGAUUGACGGGGCUGAAAGCUGGAGCAAGUGUAUUGACGCAUACCUUGAAUGCCAUGCCAGCUUGGGCAUCGAGAGCGCCCGGACUAGCUGGUCUGGUCUCGCUACCGGAUUCAGGAAAAGUCGCACCACCGUGGUACACUAUCAUUGCAGACGGAGAGCAUCUGCAUCCCAACACCGUGUCCUUGCUCCAUCGCUCAAGCCCAAAGCGGUCGAUUCUGAUAACAGACAGCAUUGAACUUGCUUCACUCAAGGAUGGAACAUACCCUGGCCACUCGCAAAUUCCCUUUGAACAGGUGAAGAAUGGUACACGGGCGACGAUUGCUGGAACCGACACGUUGAUCGGUGGUUGUAUACCGCUCCAGCAGAGUGUGAGGAACUUGAUGGAUUGGUCUGGAUGUGGAAUCGCAGAGGCUGUAGGCACGGUCACAGAAAACGUGGCUGCCUUUAUGGGCGUUGACGGAGAAGGUGGAAGAGGUUUGCUGAAAGAGGGUAGAAGAGCAGACUUGACGGUAUUGAAUGAGCAUGGCGAGGUGCUCCAAACGUGGGUCGCGGGACACAAAGUAUGGGACAAGGAAGAAGACAUCAGGGCGCACGAGGACGAUGUCAGCUCUCGAGGCACAAACGACCUCGUCUCUCUAACUGUCGAUGCGCAUAUCGUACACACCACCCAAACCAUGAGCACCGAUAACAACCCCCAGUCUAUAUUGCACAUCUCUGCACCCGAACCACAUGAACCAUCCCCGCCCCUUCUCAUCUUCGUCCUCGGCCCUCCCUGCGCCGGCAAGUCGACGAUAUGCACCAUUCUAGCCAAACACUUCAACCUAGACCACUUCUCCCUCGGCAAUGAGCUCCGUAACCUGGUCUCCUCAAACUCGACUGGCCAUCCCGCUCGCAUAAAAUGCAAGCUGUCGGUAGAGGAGCUGGGAGAUCUCGCCAAGAACGUCAAAGCAGGAACACUGGCGCCGUCCAACAGAACACCCAAGUACGUUCGGGAGCGGAUUUUCCCUGAUGGCGUUGUUCCGCCAAACGUACGGAUCCUGAUAGAUGGCUUUCCUAGGGGAGUGGAUCGGUGGGAGACCUUCAAGGAGAGUGUCAAAGAUAUAUGGCAGCCCAAUGGCAAUACUUGGGUAUUAGCAUUGUGUACUGAUCGAGAAGUGGCAAGAGAGAGGUUUGUGAGUCGCGGAAGGGCAGGCGAUGUCUUCGAUAAGCGAUAUGACAGUCAUAAGGAUUCUAUCAGCGAGAUCAUCGCUGCGAUGAAGCAGGAUGAGAUGAAUGUGAUUGAGUGUGAGACUGGGCUGGGCUUCGACCCGCAAGAUAUAGUCGGAAUCGUUGAGAGCAUCUCACGAUUGGUGGAGGGCAAUCAGGCGUGA
Molecule: messenger RNA, 1992 nt
Organism: Alternaria novae-zelandiae
Lineage: Eukaryota; Fungi; Ascomycota; Dothideomycetes; Pleosporales; Pleosporaceae
Exons: 3
Coding region: 1-1992 (663 amino acids)
Biological process (GO): nucleobase-containing compound metabolic process; N-acetylglucosamine catabolic process
Molecular function (GO): ATP binding; nucleobase-containing compound kinase activity; N-acetylglucosamine-6-phosphate deacetylase activity
Source: RefSeq, a predicted model, not a curated record